GUUCCGUCUACAUUUAGCAUAUUAUCUGCCGGUGGAGCCUAGGCUGUACGCAAGAUUGGUCAAAAUGCGGUGGAUAUUUAUCUUAACAGUUGUGUGUCAUGGCUUAUGCGCCGCAACCAGGCAGACUACAGGGGAUCCCCUGCGUGAUCUUCGUCAAAACCAAGCACAAUCUCAAAAUGUGUGGUGGAGUCUGGUACCGAAACCGAAAUCUGGGCUCUGUACGCAAAAGAAAUUCCCCUUUAUUAUGCCGGCCCAGGUCAAAGCCCAACCCGAGGCGUAUGGUGGAGUGUGGUAUCGGUACCGAUCACUAGGCAUUAACAAGCUGCCGGCUUCCAACAUCUACUUCAACGUCACCAUCGUCGGCCCGACCACGAUCCCGCUGACCAGUGAGCCCGCUCAAGCGUACUGGGCUAACGCGGCCUACAGUGAAAACGGCAAAUGCCAGUCCGAUUAUUACUUGUCGGUGUAUUCCAACAACGGCACCAUGGCUGGAUACGGCUUUUCAGCCGGAGACGCCGGGGUUAUUCAUCCGGAAAGCUACACCGUGGUUUACACUGACAACAAGAACGUGAUGAUCGAAUACGGUUGUCUGAAGAAGAGCAAGGACGUCGUGGCCUCCACGUGCGAUCAGCCUCUUCUCCACGUCGACACCCGGCUGUCACCGGAUCGGCUGGACAGCGCCAAACAAGCGGACAUGGACAAACUCAUCGACAGGAUGCUGGCCCCGCACUGCAUUAAGGCCAAGGAUAUCCCCAAGGUCACCGUCACGAAAGACCCUUUCUGCCCUUUCGCACCGGCACCCGAGUGCACCGCCCGCAUGAUCAGAGGUCUCCGCGAGAUGGUGGCGCGUCCCAAUGCCAAGAAAGGCAAUGUCACUACCCGUUCGCAGUGCAAAUGGCCGCUGGUCAUUCCUCAUCUCGAAGAUCAGAGGCACGAACCAAAGAAGGUAACCGGGACCUGGUACAUGUACCGCAAACUGUACACCGACGAGCCGGACACCGUCAACGAGCAGUACCACGUCAACAAUAUCGGUCCGGGAGAGCUGCCGAUGAGCACCGUCUCCGCGCAGUGGCAAUGGAUUCAGUACGCGCAGUACAACGGGGAGAAGGACAAAACGUGCCAUAACGGGUUCUGGAGUGGCGCGGUGGGGGAGAACGGGGCCCAGAUCGGGUUUGACGUUAGGACGACCGGCGAACCCAUGCCUAUUUGGAACAGCAUGAACGCUCUGCACUACGACGACAAAUUCGCCCUGGACUACGGCUGCAUCGUGGCCAACACCCAGACCAAAGUCUGCGACAAACCCUUCGUUUACGCCAGCACUCGCAUCCACCCGACCCACUUGCCGCAAGCCGAUAAGGACAAAUUCGAUCGAAUCAUCGACGGUUUCUUACGGCAGUACGGCUGCAGUGUCCAGGAUGUCCCCGUGGUAAAAUGGAUCGCCUCCAAACCGGCCUGCAAGUACGCCGACGCCAGCGACUGCAUCGCCAAGGCCAUUAAGGGUCUGUCGCAGGCCGUGGACCUAACGGCCAUCAACACGCUCCCGGAUAAUUACGUGUCCUUCUCGGCGGCCGACAAACAAGCUUGGAUUUGGAAGAACAUCCUGACCUCCCGCUAUCUUCCCAACGCCACGCUCCCCACUGAAGACUUUGACCCGGAGGUGACGCUGCCGCUGCUCUUGAGUCCGGUGUACACCGGCAAGGCGUUUUCGAUUCAGUCUGACGAGUAUCCGGCCGAUCGCAACAAGAUCCUCAACCAUUUCGGGGUCGUUGCCAAGGUGUUGUUCUCCGUGCUGCCUAACAGCACCUACACCGGUGUCUUCAAGGGUGGCAGCGAGAACGUCGGCCUGAUCCGGCUAUCCUGGCUGAACCUCGACGUCCGCAACAUCGUGCCGGGAUUGGCCAUGAAGAUCUUCAUCAGCGGCCGGCCCUCCGUCAACAUCUUCGCGCAGGGCAUGGUCAGCGGACUGGGCGGACAGAAGUCCAACCACAACUUCUUCGCGGAGACCUUUAGCAACUACAUCCCCAUUCCGCCCAAUAUGGACGAGCUGUCCAACAAGCUGAUCAGCACCGCCCGCGCGGCGAUUAAACUGCAGCCGGGCGGUGCGUGUAAUCAGCCGUUGGAUAAUAAUAAGAGUCCGUUGGUGGCGCAGGCUUCCGUGGAGCAGAGUGGGCGGAAUGUCAGUCGGCCGGUGGCGCCGUUGAUCGUCUCGCUGGUACCCAAUCCGGCCAACGCCCAACCGGCCAACGACACGACGGAUUUUCGGGUGAACCUAGCGAAGAUCCCGGCGGGGGGCUUGCUGUACACGGUGUAUGCACGGCCGAGCGAAAACGCCACGGAUCGGCUGAUCGGACGCAUCCAGUUGAUCACGCAGUUUGUGGCGUCGGAUUACGGGGAUAAUAAGCUGCUGUUUCAGCAUCCGACAAAACGGUGCUAAUUGUAGUAUUACAGUGAUUCCCAACUAUCAAAAAAUAUUACAAAGUAGUGGUUCUUUCGCUAGGCGGAGGAGAAAGGGUUUAAUUGCCGCAGAUAAUAAAAAUAUUUGAGAUAAUAUGGCGCUCGCAGUAUAUUUUUCCGCCGGGCCUCUUUUGCUAAAUCUGAUUUUAACAGCAGGAGAAAGAUAACAAGAAUUUUGGCAGCAUACAUAUUCAGAUAACCAUCUAUAAUGUUUAACG
Paramacrobiotus metropolitanus is the source of this 2672-nucleotide messenger RNA. RefSeq lists its product as uncharacterized. The coding region runs from base 65 to 2434 and encodes 789 amino acids. The transcript is spliced from 8 exons. The record is from RefSeq and is a predicted model, not a curated record. NCBI's taxonomy places the organism in Eukaryota, Metazoa, Tardigrada, Eutardigrada, Parachela, Macrobiotidae.